Messenger RNA from Dictyostelium discoideum AX4, 2478 nucleotides. It is a transcript of the gene rnf10, whose product is annotated as RING zinc finger-containing protein. Gene Ontology annotation, cellular component: cytoplasm. Bases 1 to 2478 code for a protein of 825 amino acids. The transcript has 2 exons. NCBI's taxonomy places the organism in Eukaryota, Evosea, Eumycetozoa, Dictyosteliales, Dictyosteliaceae. The record is from RefSeq and is a predicted model, not a curated record. Gene Ontology annotation, molecular function: metal ion binding.
AUGAGCAGUCCAACACCUACUCCAAACAAAUAUAGAAAUAAUAGAAAUAAUAAUAAUAAUAAUAAUUGUGACAAUAAAAAUAAUAAUAAUAGAAAUAAUAAUAGAAAUAAUAAUAAAAAUAAUAAUAAUGAAAGAGGAGGAGGGGGAAGAGGAAGAAGAAACAAUAACCAACUACAACAACAACAAUAUAAUGAUGAUAAUGAUCCAGAAUUAUUAUUAGCAUUUGAAAUUAGUAAAGCAGAGUAUGAAUUGGAACAAGAAAAACAAAAGAAAAUUAAAGAUGCAAAUGAUUUUUCAAUUCCUUUAUCAAAGAGUAGUUCAGAAUUUAUACCUUCAUCUACUACAACAACAACUACAACAACCACUACAACCACAACUACAGAUACUGGAACUGUCAACACUACCACUAAUAAUAAUAAUAAUAAUAAUAUUAAUAAUAAUAAUAUAAAUGCAACCAAAAAAAAGAAAAAAGAUCAAAUUGAUAUGACACAUUUAUUAAAUAAAACACCACAACAGAAUAAUCAAUAUCAAAGACGUUAUAACAACAACAACAACAACAAUAAUAAUAAUAAUAAUAAUAGUAAUAAUAAUAACAAUCAUAAUAAUCAUAAUAAAAGGAGACCUAAUAACUAUAAUAGUAAUAGUAAUUAUAAUUAUAGCUAUCACAGUAAUAAUAAUUAUAAUUAUAGGAAUGAUUUCAGAGAUAAUUCAUUUUUACAAGCAAAUUAUUUAUUUAAAAUUAAUCCAUAUGGUAAUUAUACAUCAGCAUUAAAAGAAGCUGAUAAUUUUGUGGCAUGGAAUAAAGUUGAACAAGUAAUUUAUUUAAUUAAUGAAUCCCAUUCAAUUCAAUGUCCAAUUUGUUUAGAGAAACCAAUAGCACCAAAGAUUACAAAAUGUGGCCAUAUCUUAUGUUAUACAUGUAUACUUCGUCUCUUAUCACAUUCAAGCAAAUGUCCAUUAUGUUUUCAAAUCAUUCAAUCUAAAUCCGAUUUAAAAAGUUUAAUAUUCAAAAAUACUAAAAAAUUUAAUGAAAAUGAUUCAAUCACUUUUCAAUUAUUAAAAUUUCAAGAAGGUUCAAUCGUACCAUUUUUGGUUAAUAAUAAUAAUAAUAUUAUUAAUAAUAAUAAUAAUAAUAAUUUAAUACCAACAAAGAUAUCAUUUCCAAAUCAAGGUGAUGAAAAUCAAUUAUUUUCAAAGUUUUCAAUAGUUACAGAUAUUGAUGAUAUUAUUGAAGUUGAAUUAAGGGAAAUUUUAAAGAGUAGAGAAACAGAAUUAUCAGAGUCUGGUGGUGAUUCUGAAACAUUGGUUUUCUUAACUAAUGCAAUGUCAGAUAUUGAAGAUAGAAGGGAACAAUAUAAAACAAUGACUGAAACUAGACAUUUAAUUGAUGAAAAGAAUUUCAUUACAUUAAUUAAUCAAAAUAAUCAAACUAAAAAUGAAAAGAAAUUUGAUUAUUAUACUUGUAGUAAUAAUUUUGAAAUUAGAAUGGCUUUAGAGGAUUAUUUAAAUUCUAAAAAUAAUGGUAUUGAUUAUUAUGAUGAUGAUGAUGAUGAUGAUGAUGAUGAUGAUGAAGAAGAAGAGGAAGAAGAAGAAGAAACAGAUAAAAAAAAUAAUAAACAAAAAAAAUUAAUAAAUGAAAAAGAAAAAGAGGAAAAAGAAAAAGAAGAAAAAAUUAAUAAAGAAAUUAAAGAAUUAAAAAUUACAACAACAACUACAACAACUACAACAACAACAACAACUACAACAAUUGAACCAGUUGUUGAAGUUUUACAAUCAGAACAACAACAACAACAAUUACAACAACAAUUACAACAACAAUUACAACAACAACAACAACAAUUAUCAUUAUUACCAAAAUUAAAAAUUUCAUAUGAAAAUCAACCAUAUAAUGGUGUUUAUUAUUUAUAUCAAUCAAAUGAUGGACAAAAGAUUUAUUUACAUCCAUUGGAUAUGAAAAUUAUUGAAUUUGAAUUCAAGGAUAAAUCGAUCAAUGAUAUUCCAUCAACUAUUAAAUCAAGAAUCAUAGAGUUAGAGACUUACCAAGUUACAGAGCAAUCAAGAAAGAAAUUUAAAUCAUUAAAUGUAUUGGCUUUAACAACUAGUAUUUUAUUUGCAGAGAUUGAUUUACAUUCAAUUGUAUCAAAAGAAACUUUAUCACAUUUCAAUAAUGAACUUAGGGCAAGAAAAGAUAUUAGAAAUCAAAAGAAAAGAAAAGAACAAAAAUUACAAAGAUCAAAAGAAUUGGAAAGAGCAAAAGAUAUUGAAAGAGCUCAAGAAUUGAAAGAAAUUUAUCUAAAAGAAAAAGAAAUAUCUUUACAAUUAGAAAGAGAACGUCUAGAAGAAGAAAGAUUAGAAUAUGAAGAGAAAUUAAAAAAUGGUGAAAUUAAAAUUUCAAAGAAAUUAGGUUUCUUAGAUGCAAUUCAAUCACAUAAUAAUAUUGAUUCUUUAAAUGAUUUCCCUGAACUUUCUAAAAAAUAA